GCUGGGGGCGGGUUUAUGGAGACCUUUGACCAAUCAGACUGUGUUGAGCGCCACGAUCGAUUGAUUGUCGCGCAAGAGGAGGAGCGUGAGUGCAUCUCCGUCCACGUGGGCCAGGCCGGCGUCCAGAUCGGGAACGCCUGCUGGGAACUCUACUGCCUUGAACACGGGAUCCAGCCGGACGGCCAGAUGCCGAGCGACGUGACCAUCGGAGGAGGAGACGACUUGUUCAACACCUUCUUCAGUGAGACCGAGGCGGGGAAGCACGUCCCCAGAGCCGUCUUUGUGGACCUGGAGCCCACCAUCAUCGAUGAAGUGCGCACCGGCACCUACAGGCAGCUGUUCCACCCCGAGCAGCUGAUCACCGGGAAGGAGGACUCCGCUUACAACUACGCCCGGGGACACUACACCAUCGGGAAGGAGAUGAUUGACCCGGUUCUGCACAGGAUCCGCAAAAUGGCGGACCAGUGCACCGGGCUUCAGGGCUUCCUGGUCUUCCACAGCUUCGGUGGAGGAACCGGCUCCGGUUUCACCUCCCUGCUGAUGGAGCACCUGUCCGUGGACUACGGCAAGAAGUCCAAGCUGGAGUUCGCCGUCUACCCGGCGCCUCAGGUGUCUACGGCCGUGGUGGAGCCCUACAACACCAUCCUCACCACCCACACCACCCUGGAGCACUCGGACUGCGUCUUCAUGGUGGACAACGAGGCCAUCUUCGACAUCUGCCGCAGGAACCUGGACAUCGGCCGUCCCACCUACACCAACCUGAACAGGCUGAUCAGCCAGAUCGUGUCCUCCAUCACCGCGUCUCUGCGCUUCGACGGCGCUCUGAACGUGGACCUGACUGAGUUCCAGACCAACCUGGUGCCGUACCCCCGGAUCCACUUCCCCCUGGCCACCUACGCCCCGGUCAUCUCCGCCGAGAAGGCGUACCACGAGCAGCUGACUGUGGCCGAGAUCACCAACGCCUGCUUCGAUCCGGCCAACCAGAUGGUGAAGUGCGACCCUCGCCACGGCAAGUACAUGGCGUGCUGCCUGCUGUACCGUGGCGACGUGGUGCCCAAAGACGUCAACGCCGCCAUCAAGACCAAGCGCAGAAUCCAGUUCGUGGACUGGUGUCCCACCGGCUUCAAGGUAGGCAUCAACUACCAGCCUCCCACGGUGGUUCCUGGAGGAGAUCUGGCCAAGGUGCAGAGGGCCGUGUGCAUGCUCAGCAACACCACGGCCAUCGCCGAGGCCUGGGCCCGGCUCAACCACAAGUUUGACCUCAUGUACGCCAAGAGGGCCUUCGUCCACUGGUACGUGGGCGAGGGCAUGGAGGAGGGGGAGUUCUCCGAGGCCCGCGAGGACAUGGCCGCCCUGGAGAAGGACUACGAGGAGGUGGGGGUCGACUCCAUCGAGGGAGAAGAUGAGGAGGGGGAGGAGUACUAGACGGGCCGGCCGGUCCAAAGCCUCCGUGUUUUUAUUG
Fundulus heteroclitus (mummichog) is the source of this 1462-nucleotide messenger RNA. Its product is annotated as tubulin alpha-1B chain-like. The record is from RefSeq and is a predicted model, not a curated record. Gene Ontology annotation, cellular component: cytoplasm; microtubule. Lineage: Eukaryota; Metazoa; Chordata; Actinopteri; Cyprinodontiformes; Fundulidae. The coding region runs from base 16 to 1425 and encodes 469 amino acids. Gene Ontology annotation, biological process: microtubule cytoskeleton organization; mitotic cell cycle. Gene Ontology annotation, molecular function: GTP binding; structural constituent of cytoskeleton. The transcript has 4 exons.